AUGGAUCUGAGAGAUCGUUUCAGCGAUCGCAAACCGACGUACACGGAUCUCCGAAAAAAAAGACCCGAUUUCGGCUUGCGCGAAUGGCCACAAUCCAGAAACGAAAACCGCUUUGAUUCGAGUCCUCUGAGCUCAAAGCAGGCCACACACCACUCUGAGCUAGGCAACGAUGUCAAGCGCAAAAUUGCAGAUGAAGACCUGCCGCUGAUAUCCUUGGGAGCGCUAGACAUUCCAAGUCAAAGGGCGCUUGUUGCGUCUAUCUUCGCUAUAAUCCAGGCCUAUAAAUUGUACGAUCUGAUAUUACUGAAAACAGGACUUCCGGUUUCAGGAAUACUGCUGACAAGCUCACGUUUCAAUUUCAUAGCAAAAUACGUGGUCAUCGAUUCCCUGUUUCUCUACCUUCUACCAAACUUGAAGAUCCCAAAGUUGACGUUCAGUCCAUUUGCAGUCUUUGUGCAAAUCUUACUUGCAACAGCCGUGACUGUGUUUCUGUCAAAUGAACAAAGCUUUCCUUUUUUGACAGUGCUUAUUUCUGCAUGGUCCAAGUUUAAUACCAAACAAUUGAGUUUGACGGGUAGUUCCGUCAACCAACGCAAAAUUAUGGAUCCCACUUCACAUUUCAAAGGAGCUUUGACAAUCAAAAUUCUACCGGAAAAUACUGCAAUGCUGAACCCAUUCCACGAUUCAUUCUGUUUGAACAUGAAUGGCGUCAACGUUGAGGAUCUCCAUAUCCCUCUCAGAAUCAAUUCGACUUCAGAGAUCGAGUUUCUUCAAUUGGAGUAUCGCGACUUGGAUUCCUCGAAUGCUCAAUUGCUAAAUUUUACGAAAAAGCAACUCAUUGAAGUACCGAAAUCUCACUCUUUUUUCAAAAAAGACCAGGCUUCUCAUCACGCAUCAAUUCGCUACUUUGCCCUUCCAGUGGAGAAAAUCGGCUUUUACCAAGUGAAAGAGAUAGUUGAUUCCAAAAAAUUCAACUUGAGGCUGUUCAAGUCCCAAGUUAUCGUCCCACAUUGUCCAUGGGGUGUCAUAGCUGGCUUGGGUGAGCAAGAUAGAUGUGUCGGUGAUUUAAGCAAGGUCUCUAUUGAGGCACAUGGUGUUCCGCCACUCAAGCUUGAGUAUAAGCGUUCCAUGGAUGGCGAGUCUGCUCGAUUCGCCGACACAAAUCUAGCACCCGAGCGAUUCGAAUCACCGCUAUUAUCAAGUCAGAAGAUUUUCUCGGAUGACGCAAUAGCUAAUUUGCACUGGGCUAGAAAUCAUCCCGUUGCCAUCAGUCUAGAGUCAACCCUGAAAGAUGACGGUACUUACACCUACACGCUAGAAAAAAUUACCGAUGGAUUCGGCAAUGUGAUGGACUUUUCAACCAUGUCCCCGGACUUGCUGCAAAAGUACGGUGUUUCCUACAGCUUUGACGUUCACAAUCUGCCCAAGGCAACCUUGGACUCUAAAUUCGAUCAUAAUUCUCCCACUAAAAGGUCUUUGGUGGUGAAAUUUGAAAACACGAGAAACUGGGAGCAAGGUUGUCCUUACAAAGUUGCCCUUUCGGUAUUAGGUGACGACGACAAGGCCUCAACUUUCGAGUAUGACCUUUACAAACCCACAACGGAAAUUCCCAUUGAAAUACCGGGUACCUAUAGUCUAGAGUCGGUGAGCUCACGGUUUUGCUCAGGUAUUGUGAUUGACAAGUCGAGUAUUCUUGUAACGAAGCCAAUCCCUCCUAGCUUACAAGUCAAGUCCACACCAAUCUUAGACCAAUGCGUUGGACAAGUUGGGCUGAAUUUUGACCUGACAUUUACCGGGGUUCCACCAUUCUACUACAGAACAAAAAUUUACAAGAUCGAAGGCAAGAAUCGUGUUCUACAUGACACGAAGAAAUUCACUUCUCAAGGAACAAGAAAUCAAUUCCGUUAUAGUCCAGCCACUGAGGGAAACUAUGAAAUUGUUUUUGACCAAAUUUCCAACACUUUGUUUACCAAAGCAAUUCCUUUAGCUCCUGUUGAGAAUUUCACAUUCGCCACCUCGAUGAGAGUGAAACCGGAUGCUUCGAUCUCUUCGAAGUAUGCUACUCAACUCUGCUUGAAUAGUCAAAGCAAAAUACCGAUAACAUUCAAAGGUGAAGCACCAUUUGCACUGGAGUAUGACAUUCUAGAGACCUCAACAAAUAAACGGUCGACCUAUUCUAUUAAAGAUAUCAAUUCCUAUACAUUUGAGGUCGAAACUCCAAAGUUUGAUGUGGGUGGUGAUUACAUCCUCUCGCUUGUUUCUGUCAAGGACAGCUCUGGCUGUGAGGUGGGCAUCAGCUCGACAGACGCUCGCAUAGAAGUUCGUCGUGACAUUCCUUCCGCUGAAUUCAAUUCUUUCGAACACAACAAUGAAGUGCUUAUUAAGGAGGGCUCGUUCGCCGAGCUACCCGUAAGUUUAUCAGGUAUAGCUCCAUUCGCCGUUAGCUAUCAACAUAUCAACAAAGCAGGGCAAACCACGGGUACAUUCAAGACAGAAUUUUUAUCAAGCUACAAAGCCACUUUGAGGGCAGAGAAAGAAGGUACUUAUAAGCUGCUAUCUGUCACAGAUCGGAGCUGCUCUGGAAGGGUGGGCCUGAACCAGGAAUUUGGAGUGUCUUUCUUGAGCAAACCAAGCUUUUCUGUCGUCGAGAAUAGCAGGCUCCGCGAAAGUAAUGGUGUCUUAAGAAAAACUUCAGUUUGUGAGAAGCACGAAGAAACAGUCGACUUAGUUUUGAAGGGUUCUCCACCCUUUGUGGUAUUUUAUGAGCUCACAUCCCCCAGCAAUCAGAUCAUUCCCAAAUCUGUACAUGUGGCGACAAAGUAUGCGACAAUAAACUUGCCCAACGACAGAGCUGGCCAAUAUACACUGACAAUAAAGGGAAUUUCAGAUUCUCACUACUCUGAAAAGGACCUGGCCAAGGUCGGUUCUGGCUCCGUUCCCAAAAUCAUCAGACAAGAAGUAAAGCCUUUACCCAGCGUUCAUUUCUCAGAGCCUGGUAAGACGUAUCGCACUUGCUCAGCCGAUUUGGACCAUACUGCGGGACUCGAGAAAAUUGGUUUACACGUAAAGGCGGGGCAGGCGCCAUUGUCUGUUUCCUUCAACAUUUACCACGAGAGCACGAGUAAAACUGACUACGUCACCAUCAACAAUGUUACUAAGAACAGUUUCGACCACGCUAAAUUAUUCAAAAAUCUCAACCUAGGCAACCACAUCGUCACAAUUGCUGAGGUAGUCGAUGCCAAUGGUUGCACUUCAGAUCUUAAAGCGGGGAACAAUCACGUCAUAAUAUCCAUUACAGACGUCCCACGUAUAUCUUUGGUGGAACCAAGCAUGGACGUUUGUGUUGGCGAUUACGUCUCGUACCAAUUGGGAGGUAUGGCGCCGUUUACCAUCAAGUACGAAUUCAAUGGGGUGUCUUUGAGAUCCAAAGAAAGCACUUCCCAGUUUGUGAGACUGGCGUCCGAAGCAGGCAGAAUAUCCAUCAGCUCCUUACAGGACUCUGCGUCUCAAUGCGUGGUAAAUUUCAAGAAGCCAGGCAUGGAACAUCAACUCGAAGAGCUAUCGCUUGAUGUUCAUCCAAUUCCAUCAGUCACAGUUUCGCGAGGCGACUACAUUGUGGAGGACAUUCAUGAAGGAGACCAGGCCGAGAUAAUAUUCUCAUUCGAAGGAACUCCACCUUUCUCUUUGACCUACGUCCGGACCGAACAAACAGACGACAAACGUGGCAAAAGAAGACCCCAGAUUGUCGAGACCCAUAAAGUCGAAGACAUCUACGCAUACGAAUACAGAACUUUCACGAGCUUACAAGGUAGAUACGAGGCUAUAGCCAUUUCCGAUGCCUACUGCUCCGCGAAGAACAACGCAUAUUUUGCUUGA
Lachancea sp. 'fantastica' is the source of this 3876-nucleotide messenger RNA. The record is from the annotation of a GenBank genome assembly. NCBI's taxonomy places the organism in Eukaryota, Fungi, Ascomycota, Saccharomycetes, Saccharomycetales, Saccharomycetaceae.